GGCAUUCCAAGGGUCUGGAAACAUCUUCGUGGGACCCAUCGAGAGGUUGUUUAAAGACGGGCACCCGCUCCCGCGCCCAGGUGGGGAAAGGGCUGGCCAGAAGUGAAAGUCCGGUCGGGGCGCCACACCUAGGCUGCGGAUUCCAAGAGACCGGAGGCUGGCGGCCUGGGAGGCGCGGCGGGGGCGGAGUCGCCGGGGGCCGGCUUCGCGCACUUCCCGGGCCUGGCCAGCCUGGAUGGACUAGCCGGGGCUAUGGCCGGCGCGGCGGCGGAGUCAGGGCGGGAGCUGUGGACCUUCGCGGGUUCCCGGGACCCGAGCGCACCGCGGCUAGCCUACGGCUACGGCCCGGGCAGCCUGCGCGAGCUGCGGGCGCGCGAGUUCGGCCGCCUGGCAGGAACUGUCUAUCUUGACCAUGCAGGUGCCACCUUGUUCUCCCAGAGCCAGCUCGAAAGCUUCACUAGUGAUCUCAUGGAAAACACUUAUGGUAAUCCUCACAGCCAGAACAUCAGCAGCAAGCUCACCUAUGACACUGUGGAGCAGGUGCGCUACAGAAUCCUGGCGCACUUCCACACCACCGCAGAAGACUACACUGUGAUCUUCACUGCCGGGAGCACGGCUGCUCUCAAACUGGUGGCAGAGGCCUUUCCAUGGGUGUCCCAGGGCCCAGAGAGCAGUGGGAGUCGCUUCUGUUACCUCACCGACAGCCACACCUCCGUAGUGGGUAUGAGGAACGUGACCAUGGCUAUAAAUGUCAUAUCCACCCCAGUCAGGCCAGAGGACCUGUGGUCUGCAGAGGAACAUGGUGCUUCAGCCAGCAACCCAGACUGCCAGCUGCCACAUCUCUUCUGCUACCCAGCUCAGAGUAACUUUUCUGGAGUCAGAUACCCCCUGUCCUGGAUAGAAGAGGUCAAGUCUGGGCGGUUGCGCCCUGUGAACACGCCUGGGAAGUGGUUUGUGCUGCUGGAUGCAGCCUCCUACGUGAGCACCUCGCCUUUGGACCUGUCAGCUCACCAGGCCGACUUUGUCCCCAUCUCCUUCUAUAAGAUCUUCGGGUUUCCUACAGGCCUGGGCGCUCUGCUGGUCCAUAAUCGUGCGGCUCCUCUACUGAGGAAGACCUACUUUGGAGGAGGGACAGCUUCUGCGUACCUAGCAGGAGAAGACUUCUACAUCCCGAGGCAGUCAGUAGCUCAGAGGUUUGAAGAUGGCACCAUCUCAUUCCUUGAUGUUAUCGCGCUAAAACAUGGAUUUGACACCCUAGAGCGCCUCACAGGUGGAAUGGAGAAUAUAAAGCAGCACACCUUCACCUUGGCUCAGUAUACCUACAUGGCCCUGUCCUCUCUCCAGUACCCCAAUGGAGCCCCUGUGGUGCGGAUUUACAGCGAUUCUGAGUUCAGCAGCCCUGAGGUUCAGGGCCCGAUCAUCAAUUUUAAUGUGCUGGAUGACAAAGGGAACAUCAUUGGUUACUCCCAGGUGGACAAAAUGGCCAGUCUUUACAACAUCCACCUGCGAACUGGCUGCUUCUGUAACACUGGGGCCUGCCAGAGGCACCUGGGCAUAAGCAACGAGAUGGUCAGGAAGCAUUUUCAGGCUGGUCAUGUCUGUGGGGACAAUAUGGACCUCAUAGAUGGGCAGCCCACAGGAUCUGUGAGGAUUUCAUUUGGAUACAUGUCGACGCUGGAUGAUGUCCAGGCCUUUCUUAGGUUCAUCAUAGACACUCGCCUGCACUCAUCAGGGGACUGGCCUGUCCCUCAGGCCCAUGCUGACACCGGGGAGACUGGAGCCCCAUCAGCAGACAGCCAGGCUGAUGUUACACCUGCUGUCAUGGGCAGACGUAGCCUCUCACCUCAGGAAGAUGCCCUCACAGGCUCCAGGGUUUGGAACAACUCGUCUACUGUGAAUGCUGUGCCUGUGGCCCCACCUGUGUGUGAUGUCGCCAGAACCCAGCCGACUCCUUCGGAGAAAGCUGCAGGAGUCCUGGAGGGGGCCCUUGGGCCACAUGUUGUCACUAACCUUUAUCUCUAUCCAAUCAAAUCCUGUGCUGCAUUUGAGGUGACCAGGUGGCCUGUAGGAAACCAAGGGCUGCUAUAUGACCGGAGCUGGAUGGUUGUGAAUCACAAUGGUGUUUGCCUGAGUCAGAAGCAGGAACCCCGGCUCUGCCUGAUCCAGCCCUUCAUCGACUUGCGGCAAAGGAUCAUGGUCAUCAAAGCCAAAGGGAUGGAGCCUAUAGAGGUGCCUCUUGAGGAAAAUAGUGAACGGACUCAGAUUCGCCAAAGCAGGGUCUGUGCUGACAGAGUAAGUACUUAUGAUUGUGGAGAAAAAAUUUCAAGCUGGUUGUCAACAUUUUUUGGCCGUCCUUGUCAUUUGAUCAAACAAAGUUCAAACUCUCAAAGGAAUGCAAAGAAGAAACAUGGAAAAGAUCAACUUCCUGGUACAAUGGCCACCCUUUCUCUGGUGAAUGAGGCACAGUAUCUGCUGAUCAACACAUCCAGUAUUUUGGAACUUCACCGGCAACUAAACACCAGUGAUGAGAAUGGAAAGGAUGAAUUAUUCUCAGUGAAGGAUCUCAGCUUACGUUUUCGUGCCAAUAUUAUUAUCAAUGGAAAAAGGGCUUUUGAAGAAGAGAAAUGGGAUGAGAUUUCAAUUGGCUCUUUGCGUUUCCAGGUUUUGGGGCCUUGUCACAGAUGCCAGAUGAUUUGCAUCGACCAGCAAACUGGGCAACGAAACCAGCAUGUUUUCCAAAAACUUUCUGAGAGUCGUGAAACAAAGGUGAACUUUGGCAUGUACCUGAUGCAUGCAUCAUUGGAUUUAUCCUCCCCAUGUUUCCUGUCUGUAGGAUCUCAGGUGCUCCCUGUGUUGAAAGAGAAUGUGAAAGGUCAUGAUUUACCUGCCUCUGAGAAACACCAGGAUGUUACCUCCUAAAAAAAAUUUUUAGCAUACAUUAAAGUUUCUCUUUUACAGUGA
Molecule: messenger RNA, 2961 nt
Organism: Gorilla gorilla gorilla (western lowland gorilla)
Lineage: Eukaryota; Metazoa; Chordata; Mammalia; Primates; Hominidae
Gene: MOCOS
Product: molybdenum cofactor sulfurase
Exons: 15
Coding region: 253-2919 (888 amino acids)
Biological process (GO): Mo-molybdopterin cofactor biosynthetic process
Molecular function (GO): molybdenum ion binding; molybdenum cofactor sulfurtransferase activity; pyridoxal phosphate binding
Source: RefSeq, a predicted model, not a curated record